AUGGACUCGUCAGGUUUACCUCCUCCUGCGCCGGGUAAGCUGGAAAUGAACGAUACAGAGACAAAGGCGUCGAGAAUUCGACAGCCAAGCCUUCCGAUUCUUGAAGAUGACGCGGACAAUUUCAUUUACGAAGAUGACGGCGAAUCAAAUGAUGAAGAUGGGAACUCAGAGUUGUGUCGAUACAUUCAAACACUCGAGAAGGAGACGCAUGAACUUGAAAACGAGAUACAGCAACUGAAAGAUCAGAAUGCCAGUCAACAGCUCAAAUUCCAAACAGCUGAACGCCGUAUCGAGAUGUUAGAGGCCUCUCUCAAAGAUGCGAUUAAUACCGGCGAUGCCUUCCGACAAGAAAAAGACGUGGUGCUAGCAGUGCAAGCUAGUGAGCGCGAGAGGAUGGCCUCAUUCGUGGCGUUGCUCGAGGAAGCACAGAAUCGAUACGAAGACGCAGAACGUGCUCGUCAAAGCGCCAUUUUCAAGCUCAGCUCUCUACAGGCAACACGAGCUGACGCCACGAGCCAAAGCCUACUUCCACCGGUACCCAAGGCCAUCUCAACUCCACGAAAUUCGACAUCCAGCGUGAUUUUAAAUGGAUCACUAGACCUCGAUGAGCGAAUCGAGAAAUAUAAGCGAGACAUUGAACUGCUUCGUCAGAAGCUUGAACUAACCGAGGAACAAGCAGCUGAACGACAGAAAAUGGCGGUGUCACUUGCACUACAUGAAGCUCAACUUGACUAUUCGAACGUGGUUGAACACAUGAGAAUGGAGUGUGAAAGGCGAAUAAAUGAGUGGCGACAUGGUGAAGCUGUACGUGCCAAAGAAAAAGAGAGUGCGAUGGACGAAGAUCGCUACAGUAUCAGACUGGAGAUGAAGUACGCACUGCAACGCUCACAGAUCGACCAACGGGUUGCUUUUCUCCAAGCCCAAACCGAGUUUAAGACGGGAAAACUUAGUUCACACGGACUUGUCGAGAGCGAUUUCUCCAUUGGAACACUAGACGAAGUGCUCGUACGCUUACAGCUGGAACAAGUUCGCACACGUCGAUUUGAAGCUCUUAAGAAGGCGCUUCUCAUCCGUCAUGCAAUGCUCAACCAAGCAGCUAAGGAGCUCUUUUGUCGUUGGAGAAUUCAAGCUUCGAACACGAAGAUUCUGCGACUGAAUGCUGUGCUACACAUGUACCGCAUUGUUUUGCACUUUGAGUCACGCAAAAAGUUAAAAAGCUUUAACAAGUGGAGAGAUCAAGUCCGACAGCUACAAGCACAGAAUUUCCAAGCUCAAGCGCUUUCGUGCUGGAACCGCAUGAUCGCAGUGGAGAGAAUUAGCCAAGUUAUUCGUCAGACGACGAGAUGA
Molecule: messenger RNA, 1347 nt
Organism: Phytophthora nicotianae INRA-310
Lineage: Eukaryota; Oomycota; Peronosporomycetes; Peronosporales; Peronosporaceae
Exons: 2
Coding region: 1-1347 (448 amino acids)
Source: RefSeq, a predicted model, not a curated record